AAUAGAAUUGGGUUAUGUACUAUGUAUUAUGCUAUCUGUAUAUAAUUGCAAGGUCAUUUAUCCAAAAGAAUGUUAAAAACAUUUGUUGCGGAUGGUGAUUUAGCUGGAUCCAUAACUGUAAAAGAAUAUGAAGGACGUUAUUUUCCAGCAAGUGUUUCAGACAUACCUUCACAGUUGAAACAUAUGCAGUCAUUUGAUGCCGAUGACAAUGAUGUCAUCAUUUGUUCAUAUCCGAAAUCAGGUUUCCAUUGGAUAUGGGAAGUAGUGACAAUGCUAGUUAAUAACACAUCAAAUAUUUCAAAGGAUUUUCCAGCUAAAUAUAUUUUGGAAGCUGGGGUUAGAAAAGUGGAACAGUUACCACCACCAAGAGUGUUAGGAAGCCAUUUGUAUUAUGAACAACUUCCUGUUUCAAUCAGACUAAAGAACUGCAAAAUAAUCAAUGUUAUAAGAGACCCAAGAGCAAUAGCAGUUUCGGGUUUUCAUUUCUUUACCAAAAUAAAAGAAAGUAAAUGGACUGGUAGCUGGGCUGGUUAUCUAAAUCUAUUUUUAAAUGGUAAAGUUUUGUUCAACGACUGGUUUCAACAUACACAAUUCUGGGAGAGGGUAAGACAAAACAAUCCUGAUAAUCCCAUACAUGUUCUGUUCUAUGAAGACGCAAAAAAGGAUCCAUUUUAUGAAUUUAAAAGACUCGCUCGAUUUCUUCAGCUAGAUGUACAAGACUCUACAAUUAGGACCAUUGCAGAAAAAACAAAGUUUUUGAAUAUGAAAACUUCUAAAGAUGCGGCUAUUAGACAACGUAUGGGGAACGUUUUUACAGACAAUGAAUAUCCUUUAUACAGGAAAGGUAUAGAGGACGACUGGAAAACUUAUUUUACAUUGCAACAAAAUGCUGAAUUUGAACAGAUUUACAAAGAAAGAAUGCAGUACAACAAAUUGCAGCUAAAAUCUAUCGUCAACCCCGGCAGUCUUGAUACUGGCUGUGUAGAGACGACUAAAUAUGAAUCAAAGUUGUAGCAAUUGAAGGACAAUACAUUAUUUGUUUAUAUCAUUCAUUAUUAUCUCCCUUACUUAUUUUGAAAUGUUGAAAUGUUCCAAAACAAUCAGAGUUAUCUGAAGUGUUUCUGAUAGGUUUGAUUGUUUUUCUGUUUCAUAUCUAAAACCAUUAAACUGGCAUCAAUAUAAAAAGAUAGAAAGCAAUUUAUAUAUGAAACAGUCGUUAGUACUAAAAGUUAAGGGGACGCGAUUGAAUUAUAAACUGAACUAUUUUGUUUAAUUAUAGAUGCUUUAUUCUUAUCAUUUAUACAUGUUUGUUAUGCUAUGUUUUGUUUACUUUGUCACAUAUCUUAAAGGUUGACUAACAUGAAAAUAAAGCAAUAUUAAGUCACGAUUUGU
This is a messenger RNA of Mytilus californianus (California mussel), 1392 nucleotides long. RefSeq names its product sulfotransferase 1C2-like. Bases 70 to 1014 code for a protein of 314 amino acids. Gene Ontology annotation, cellular component: cytoplasm. Gene Ontology annotation, biological process: sulfation. The transcript has 6 exons. The record is from RefSeq and is a predicted model, not a curated record. NCBI's taxonomy places the organism in Eukaryota, Metazoa, Mollusca, Bivalvia, Mytilida, Mytilidae. Gene Ontology annotation, molecular function: sulfotransferase activity.